AUGUUGUUCGAAAGUUUUGAAAUUAGAUAUGAUGAAACUUUUAAAGACAAUACUAAUAAAUUUACUGAAGUUUAUAAAGCUGAUAACAAUUCAAUUAAAAGAAUUUUCAAAUUAUCCGAUCAACAAUACCAACCGCGUUUAUUUGAAUAUAACACAAGCAGAAUAUUAGAUGGUCGAACUGAAGAAUCUUAUGAUAUAGAUGAAAAUUUAAAAACUAAUUUUAAUUUGAGAAUUAAUAUUAAUAAUAAUGGAGGUGGUAGUUCUAAUGACAGUGAUUCACAUCAUGUAUACCAAAAAUGGUAUGAUGCUAGUAAUUCAAUGUUAUCCGAAGAUAUCUUAAAUAAUAAAGGAAAAUAUACCGAAAGAAUUAGUGAUGAACUGACAUCUUGUUCAAGCAGAAAAUUAGAUGAUGAUAGUUCUAAGUCAAAAGAAUUAAAAGGAACAAAGUAUCCAGCAAUCAUCAUCGAAGCGCUUGAUACGUUGACAACAAAUGAUGCAAACGAAGAGGAUGAAAGGAAAUAUGUCACAAACGCUUGCUCUCGCUGUAAAAAAAGACACAUAAAGUGUGAUGAUCAUGAACCUUCAUGCAAGAAUUGCAAAGAAAAGGGUUUUGCUUGCAAACGUAUUCCACCAACUAUUGUACGUGGCCGUCCCCUGGGUUUACUUAAUGGUCAGGGAAAAUGGAAAAAGAAAAAUAAUUCGCUAAAUGAUUUUAGCAACUUCGAUAAAUUCAACUCUGAUUUUUUUUCUCCCCAAAAUCAACCUGGAAACUUUAGCAAUUAUGAUUUUGAUCCAAAUGCAUCAUUGAUUACUGAUAUAUCUAUUAAUUCUACGAUUACCACCGUUACGAAUACUGAUUUUGAUCCUAUUAAUCUUGCUAUUAAUAACUAUGGUAGAGGAUAUAAUUCACAAGAUCCAGAACAAUACUGUAAUUCGUUAGUGCACGGUUUGCCAGCACCGACUGAACUAUUUAAUAUUAAUAUUCCUUCAUUUACGAACGAACAAUAUUUGAAAGCUGCAGCACUUAUUUCAAGUACAAACGCUGCAAUAAAUGUAGCAACACCAACACCAAUUAUUAAUAAUUACGAUCCUCUUGGAGAUUUAUCCCAAGAUUUAGCUCCAAAUUUUAAUGCUGAAUCAGAAAAAUGGUUUAUUGAAAAUAACGAAGAAAUAACAAGAUUCUUCCAAAAAUAA
This is a messenger RNA of Entrophospora candida, 1194 nucleotides long. Lineage: Eukaryota; Fungi; Glomeromycota; Glomeromycetes; Entrophosporales; Entrophosporaceae. The record is from the annotation of a GenBank genome assembly.